AGCUCAUCGCAUCAUAAUCAUAAUAAUCAGUAACAUUCCAUCACCCUCCUCCCUCCUUAACUCCAUUUCACAAUCACGAACACGACAUUCUUUUUCGCGUCAGUUAAUCCGCGACGUCUUCAGCCAUGGCAUCUACGGCUGCCGACGGGAUCUCGAAACUCAGCAUUAACGGAGACGAGUGGGCUUCGUCUGCUCCAAAUCUUCGGAGUAACCUAUCUCUUCUCUCUCCUCAACAGGUAGAACUUGCGAAGAUCUUGUUGGAGGCGGGGCAGAGUCAUCUCUUUCAGCAAUGGCCCCAGCCCGGGGUUGAUGACAACGAGAAGCGCGCCUUUUUUGAUCAGGUUGCCAAACUUAAUUCAAGUUACCCUGGGGGACUGGCAUCAUAUAUUAAAACUGCCAGGGAACUAUUGGCUGAUUCCAAAGCUGGGAAAAAUCCGUAUGAUGGUUUUACACCUUCUGUUCCAUCUGGGGAAAAUCUGACCUAUGGUGAUGAGAGCUUUGUUAAAUUUGAGGAGGCUGGUAUUAGAGAAGCACGGAAAGCUGCCUUUGUUCUUGUUGCCGGGGGACUUGGAGAACGUCUUGGAUACAAUGGAAUAAAGGUGGCUCUCCCUCAUGAAACUACCACUGGGACUUGUUUCUUACAGCACUAUAUCGAAUCUGUUUUAGCUCUACAAGAGGCUAGCUGUAAACUAUCACAAGGUGAAAGCCCAGUCGAUAUCCCUUUCAUUAUAAUGACUUCAGAUGACACGCAUUCACGAACUGCAGAACUGUUAGAGUCAAAUGCAUAUUUUGGCAUGAAACCAACCCAAGUCAAACUCCUAAAGCAAGAAAAAGUUGCUUGCUUAGAGGACAAUGAUGCACACCUUGCUGUGGACCCACACAAUAAGUACCGUAUCCAGACAAAACCUCAUGGGCAUGGUGAUGUUCAUUCACUUCUUUAUUCAAGUGGGUUACUUAAAGUAUGGCAUGCUGCUGGUUUGAGAUGGGUCCUGUUUUUUCAAGACACCAAUGGCCUUCUUUUCAAGGCUAUUCCAGCAUCACUUGGUGUCAGUGCCACAAAACAGUACAAUGUCAAUUCUCUAGCUGUUCCUCGCAAAGCAAAAGAAGCUAUAGGGGGAAUUACCAAGCUUACUCACAAGGAUGGGAGAACGAUGGUGAUUAAUGUGGAAUAUAACCAGCUUGACCCGUUGCUUAGAGCCAGUGGACAUUCUGAUGGUGAUGUCAAUUGUGAAACCGGAUACUCACCUUUCCCUGGGAAUAUAAAUCAGUUGAUAAUCGAGAUUGGUCCAUACAUUGAGGAGCUCCAAAAAACCGGAGGAGCUAUAAAAGAGUUCGUUAAUCCAAAGUACAAAGAUGCUACUAAAACUGCAUUUAAGUCCUCAACUCGACUUGAAUGUAUGAUGCAAGAUUAUCCUAAAACAUUGCCUCCUUCUGCUAAUGUUGGAUUUACUGUGAUGGACGUGUGGCUUGCUUAUGCACCUGUAAAAAACAACCCUGAAGAUGCUUCCAAGGUACCAGAGGGGAACCCAUACCAUAGUGCUACUUCUGGAGAAAUGGCCAUAUAUAAAGCACAUAGCCUCAUUCUGAGAAAGGUUGGUGUGAAGGUAGAUGAUCCAAUUCAUCAGGUGUUCAAUGGACAAGAGGUGGAAGUGUGGCCACGUGUUGUAUGGAAGCCUAAAUGGGCAAUUACUUUCUCAGAUGUUAAAAGCAAAGUGAGUGGAAGUAACUCUAUUUCACAAAGAUCUACUAUGGCUCUAAAAGGUAGAAAUAUCAUCCUUGAGGACCUAUCGUUAGAUGGAGCUCUAGUUGUUGAUGCAGUUGACAAUGCAAAGGUUAAAGCGGGAGGUUCAAUUGAUAACAAAGGAUGGGUGAUUGAAACUGUUGAUUAUAAGGAUAGUUCAGUGGGUGAAGAAGUGAGGAUCAGAGGUUUCAGAUUUAACAAGGUUGAGCAGCUUGAGAAAAUAUAUGAUGAGGCCGGGGAGUUCUGUUUGAACCCUUGAUAUGGAUCACGAUUCACCCACUUUUCAUAAACUUCAAAACCCCCUCCCUCCAAAUACUUUGGUGUAGCCUUCUUCUAUUAUUCUUUGAUUUGUAGGAGCUGAUCGAGGGUUAAGAAUCAGUACGUUGAUUACUCACCCUAUUACUGUACUGUCUUCUUUUCAUUUGUUUUUAUUUUUCACAUUCUUGUGUCCUGUAUCGUGUGCUGACUGAUAGAUUUUGGUUACGUUCAUCAAUCAACGUUGGCUUUCUCUGA
Ipomoea nil (Japanese morning glory) is the source of this 2254-nucleotide messenger RNA. RefSeq names its product UDP-sugar pyrophosphorylase. The record is from RefSeq and is a predicted model, not a curated record. NCBI's taxonomy places the organism in Eukaryota, Viridiplantae, Streptophyta, Magnoliopsida, Solanales, Convolvulaceae. The transcript is spliced from 17 exons. The coding region runs from base 126 to 2000 and encodes 624 amino acids. Gene Ontology annotation, biological process: UDP-N-acetylglucosamine biosynthetic process. Gene Ontology annotation, molecular function: UDP-N-acetylglucosamine diphosphorylase activity.